AUGCUAAAUACUUUUAUAUAUUCCAAUGUCGAUUCAUCACGAAGAAUCAAAAUUCAAUGCGCUAUCCUAAAAGAUAUUACGUGCCAACUCCCUCAAAUCAAUAUUGAUGUACAAAAAUUAAACAUCCCAGACGGCAUUCAGUUAGCAGAUCCCGAAUUUGGUACUCCUGGUGAUAUAGACAUGCUUAUUGGUGCUGAUUGCUACUACAAUUUGUUGUCAGAUGGCAUAAUAUACCUAGGAAAAAGAUUGCCUGUAUUGCAAAACACCAAUUUAGGUUGGUUAGUGGCUGGAAAUGUCCCUAACUAUUGCAUUUCAAAUAACUCUCAGUCUUUUGCUAAUAAUCUCCUUACCAAAUUCUGGACUGUAGAAGAAAUUCCUCAAAAAUCUUCGCUAUCCGACGAAGAUGAAGCAGCUGAAAAUAAUUUCAUUGCAACUACGAAAGUACUGGAGGAUGGUAGAUUCCAAGUGAAUAUGCCCCUCAAAACUCCCACUGAACAUCAAAAACUUGGUGAUUCUUUUUCUAUAGCGAAAAAACGAUUCUCCAUGCUUGAAAAACGCUUCCAAAAUAACCCUAAAUUAUUCUCUGAAUACAAAGACUUCAUUGAUGAGUAUAUAGCCCUUGGUCAUGCCAAGUAUGUCCCAUUGACAAUGACCAAUUCUAAUUUAGAAAAUAAAUAUUUCAUUCCCCAUUUGUGUGUGAUCAGAGAACUCAGUACAACCACAAAGUUGCGGGUUGUUUUUGACGCUUCGUGCAAAAGUUCGUCAGGAUAUUCUCUUAAUGAUGUGACCCUAAAGGGUUUCCAAGUAUAG
This is a messenger RNA of Anoplophora glabripennis (Asian longhorned beetle), 810 nucleotides long. RefSeq lists its product as uncharacterized. Lineage: Eukaryota; Metazoa; Arthropoda; Insecta; Coleoptera; Cerambycidae. The coding region runs from base 1 to 810 and encodes 269 amino acids. The record is from RefSeq and is a predicted model, not a curated record. The transcript has a single exon.